UUUUUUAAUUUAAAUAAACGGGAAAUAUCAUUUCAUGUUGCGAACUUUUUACAGGUUUUGUUAUUUGUGGAUUUUACAAUAAUUGUCAAGGACUGGCUCCUUUCCUGGUUUUGUACGAGGGAAAGCUUGAACAAAGGGAAGGUCAGUUUUCCUGAAGACAUUCCUGUCAUUGCAACAUGAUUUCGUUAUUUCAACUGUAUAUGUUGUUUAUGUUGUUGAAAAUGAAGGCAGAAAGGCCAUUUUACACUGGUCAUGAAUCUCAGGGUGUGAAAUUGUGAAUUAAGGUGGAAAAGUGAAUUGCAAUUUUCGUUACAAGUUUGUUGAACUAUCACCCUGAAAUGAGAAACAUACCUUGUUUCUUGUUUCUGACAAUUUUCAAGGACUUAUGAAAUAUCUUGGGUAGGAUGUAUUCGCUGUUAAAUUCUGUGAAAUUAAAGGUAUUUUGAUGAUCAUUGAGACAGACACUGAUAAUGAAGAUAUCAGUCACUAUAGAAGAUUUUAUUAUUGUCGUUGGCUCCAUCAAUGCAGCAAUCUUUACUCAAUAAAGAACCCCUGUUGCGAAUCGUAAAGGUGGAAAAAUUUCAUUUUAGGCCAUGUAGGGUGUUGAAACUUUGUUUUCUUUAAAUAAAAUUUGAUGGAUAUUUGCGAUUAUGAUAGAAAAAUCUACAACAGAAACUUAAAGAUGCUCAAAGUUACUUUAAAAAUGUAGUACUUAACCAUCACUUAAUUUAUAUUUCUUUUGAUAACGUAAAUGUUUUACAUUAUUUAUCAGCUCUAACUUUAUCAUUUCGUGUAGGUGACGUAGCUAAUUCUAUUUUCCCGAUGACGUGUAUUUAACAAGUACCAUGUUGUGAAAUGUAAGUCUAACCUAGAGUUUCAUGAAAACAAAAAAAACAGGAAAGCAAUGAUCGCAACGUUGAUGAUAAUUAUGGAGGAUAUGUGAAUUUAAGGACCAAUGUUCCAUGACUUAAAGAAAGAGUUUACAGCCAAUAAACACGCUAGUGAGAAGGUGUACUAUGUUGGUCAACAUGGUUAUGAUGUGUUUAAUGUUCAAAACCAACAACUGUUCUUACUGUGAGAACUUUUGUUCUACUAAGAAAGUGAAACUAUUACAGAACAUGGAUGAAUGUACAAUAUUGCAAAGAAUAUGGCUACUUUCACAUUUUGAAGACUGGAAAAAGGAUAUCUUUUCUAAGUCAAUAUUUACUUGUUGAACUGAGUCUUGAGAAUCACUGCAUGGAAUAAUAAAAGGAGAAUUUAAGAUCUGUUUCCGCUUGCCAUUGCUAUUGGUUUAUCUGUUUUUCAAACUUUAAUGGUCGUUUAUUAGAGAGAAUUAUUUCAAGAUAUUUUUUCGAGAGGCUUCGUCGUCUUGAAUUUGAGGAGAAGGAUGGAGUCGUGUGGACGACGUGAAUAUUGUUUCCCACGAGAAUCGUGUAUCUAAUGUUGGACGAGUUGCUAAUGAGGAUCGUGUUGUCGAAGAAUGGAAGUCUUCUUCAAAGUUUCAUGAAAACAGAAAAAAGGAAAGUGGUAAUUUCAAUAUUGAUGAUAAAUAUGGAGAAUAUGUGAAGCUAAAAGCCAAUGCUCCACAACGUACAGAGAGAUUACAGCCAGUCAACUUCUCUUCUAAGGAGGCAGCCACAAUGACGUCACGUAAUAUGACGUCACAUAACAACAUUUCAAGAAACAUGAUGCCCAGUGAUUCAUUAAGAAAUCAUACCAACAUUGGCUACAGUCAAUAUGGCGAUGAUGUGUCUAGUGUUCAUCAUCAACAACCUGUUGUUGUUGUGAGAACAUUUGAUCAUCCAGGAAAGUCGUACUAUUACAGACACAGGAGUUCUUUGCCAAGAAAUCACCCAAGACUGAACUACAAAAGAUCUUUUACAUCUUCGACUACUCGCAGACAAAAACCUUUACCAUCUGCUUGGACAAUAAACCUUAGAAAUUCGCCGUCUAGAUAUGAAAAUUAUGAAGAAAUAAAAGUUAGCGAAACUGAAAGUCAUGGUUUUUCUAAUGGUAAAAACUACAUAGUUGAAAACCGUCCAAAAAUGCUAAAACCUCGACUUAUUAGAAGACUUCUGGUCUCUAAUCUCACAUUCGGAUGCGUCAGAAGCAGAUUAUAGAUCGUGUCCUGUUUUUAAAGACCCAAUUAAGAAUCAAAAUUUUCAAGCGAUUUCUUCCGACAAAAAGUGGAAAGAGAAAUCACAUGACCCAGAAAUCAUGUCCAUUGUCCGUGGUAGUGAAUUUUCCAAAUUCUUGCCCACUACUCCACGACCAAGCAAGAGCCAAUCAGAUAUCUCUAUUGAUGGAUAUUCCCGUGGUAAAUGUGAAUCAUUUAAAAACAAAAUUGAAAGAAACGUUUAAGAAAACAGGGAGGUUGUUGUUGAAGAGAGAAGCCAAUCAGAUCAAGAAAAGCAUAAUGAAGAAACUUUACAGCGUUUACGAAAUGGUGAGACGCGCGAGAGGAAUGGUAUGGAAAAUAGAAAAAACGUCGGUUCAUUUAAUAAAGAAACGAGCAGUUCAUCGUGGACUCAUAAUGACAGCGGUUUUAGAAAGAAACAUCAUGUGCCGAUAAAUGGUGUUCAAGUCCUACCACCAGAACCAGUUUUUAUUCAGUUUGAAAAUAGCGAUGAGGAGAAAGAAAAUUGAAGUUGAAUGAUUUAUUAACAAGCUAUUUCAGACUUAUAAAUGGUUCACUUUAUAUGGUGAAUUUACUAUCUAUGUAAUAUCUUUCUAUUUAUUUUUCAUACAUUUGAAGGACAUUUAAAUCCACAAAUUAUUCAUUCUCCCCCCAUGGAGAACAUAUAGCAUUUUUUUCAAAAAAAUGUACUCCUACUGUUAUUUUGAAAUUUCUACAUUGUUAAAAUAAUCUUUUUAUGACGACAUUGCAAACAAGGCGUUAUUAUUGAUGUUUCUAACCUGAGGGAAAACGUUAUAAAAAUACACUUGUUGAAAUACCUAUUAGAGACUGUGAUCGGAGAUCAGUGAUUUAUCUUUAUACUGGAUGACUAUAUUUGUCGUUUACAACUGACACAACAAAGAAAAUUCAUCUAUUCACAUGAAACUAAUAACAACCUGAUCAAUACAUGGGUAAAGUCUUUUCUUCAUUGAAAUUUGGUCGGCGGUCAGGCUCAGUGAGACAGCACUUUAAAGAAGGGAAUCGUUGUAUGAAUAAUGGCGAUUUUGAACCAGCAAUUAAAAACUAUAUAGAAUGUUUGAGACCUCCAAGCAAGAAUAGCGUCAAAAUGAUGGCAUAUUUUGGUGCUGGCAACGCUUGUGUCCUCUCUGAUAAAUGGAAGGAUGGACUGAAAUGUUUUGAUGAAUGCUUGAAGAUUUCUUCAAACGUGAAACGUGAAUUUUUUCAACGUCAAGUUUAUCUUGGCCUGGGAAAUAUUGACUCUACCACUGAAAGAUUUGUGGACGACCUGAAGAAAGAUAAAAUGGUCUGUCUUUGCCAUAUUGCGUUGGGAGGAUUGAACAAGUGGCUUAAAAAUUAUGAGAAAUCUUUCGAGCAUUAUAGAAAAGGAUUCUCUCUUAUUGAAUCUCAACAGCAACAACAUGAACAGCAUCAUCGACCGCGACGACCAAGAAAAGUUGGUGGUAUCAACGUUAGUAAAGAUUUCGUCAACCUUUACAUGAAGAACUUGUCAAUUGUUACUUCAGCUGGAAUUGUCAGUGGAAUGUUGGCUGUUUUAUGGGAAUUAGCAGAAUUGUUUGAGAAACUGGAGCAAUAUAGGGAAGCAGCAGAUAUUUAUGAAAUAUAUCUGGAGAUUGUCACAGAAGAUGAAGAUAUAGAAAAACAAAUGAACGCUAUGGUGUGUUUAAUACGAAUAUAUGGAAAGGAAGGACGUCAUUCCUCAAUGGACGUCAUGAAACUGAAAUUACGAGACCUAGAUAGGAAAAAGAAGAAAAAAGAAUUGCAGUUACAAGAAUGGAAAUACCUUGGUGAAUCAACAAAACAUCAAGAAUUAUUCCAAAGACUUAUUGAGUAUGGGCGCGAUGGCAAUGACAAGGUCGAACAAGUGAGCGAUCUACGUGUAAUUUUCUCAGACGAGUUUUGUAUCGGCAAAGGAAAUGAUGGAACUCGUGUUUAUCUUGGACUGGGAAAAGAUGGUUACGGCAAAGCUGUGAAACGAAUACGACGAGAUAACUACAUUGGACUAAAACAUGAAGCAAAGUGUUUUAAGGAAAUCAACGCAAAGAAAUCGAAUUAUGUUGUGAAUGUUUUAUUAGAAGAAAACACUGCAACGGAUUAUUUCAAUUUAAUCCUUGACCUAUGUGAAGAAUCGCUGGAGAGUUUUGUAAAAUCUUCUACUGAGGACGUUCUUCAAAAAUCUCUUCCCAAAAUUCUCAGGCAAAUUUUAAAAGGAUUAGCUGAUCUUCAUAGCGAACCAAAUCCAAUUCUUCAUCGGAAUUUAAAGCCUUCCAAUGUUUUCCGAGAUGCACAAGGUAAAUUUCUGAUAGCUGACUUUGGUAUUAGCCGAAAAUUGGAGGAUGGCUCUAGGACAUAUAAAAGCAACACUAACAAAGAAACUGAGUAUUGGAUUGCUCCUGAAUCAUAUCGUGAAAAUGAGGAGUCGGUUGAUGAAGCACGUUACAAAAAAGAGUCUGAUGUGAUGAAUGCAGGAAUGGUGGCUUAUUAUGUUGCAACAAAAGGGGAUUAUGCUUUUGGAGCUGAAAAGAAUAGACUGAAAAACUUGUUACAUGGAAACCCUGUUGGUUUGGAAAAAAUCAAGGAUGAUCAACUUAGAGAUCUUCUUUCAUGGAUGCUACAACGACAACCCGAAGACAGGCCAUCAGCUAAAGAAGCAUUAAAACAUCCAUAUCUGCAAUCUCCUGAAGAGAACUUUGAUAUGUUGUGUGAUUUGGUGAAUCAACUGGAGAAAGAGAAAAGUGAUUCUCUCAACUCAGAUGUCCAUAAGCAGUUAAAUGAUCCAGAAAAUUGGAUGGACCGUAUCGACGGAGGAAUUUUUAACAGUUUCAAUGACUUUGACAGUACAUGGUUAGGCUGCUUAAAAUUUUUACAAAACGUUCGCAAGCAUUGGCAAGAUGAACCUCAUCCACAACUGCCGCCAAGUGAAGGCAACUAUAAAAAGUAUUUCCUGCAAGUUUUUCCGGAGCUUCCACUUCUGGUGCACAGAAUCAUCAGGUAUAUCGAAGGGAAAUCCACUCCUGAUCUGAAAAAACAAUUUGCUACCAAAAGACAUCAAACGGGUUACUUUAUCAACAAAUUAGUGAAAGAUGAUCAAAGAGGAAGAUAUGCUCAGUGAGAUGAAAUAUGGUGCAGUCAAAGAAGUCCGAAAGCCAAAUAAAGUGAAAAGGACUUUCAUCACGAAAUUUGCGCAAAGCAAGUUUUUACUGAGCAAGUGAUACUUUGUGGUAUUGUAUUAUAAGUAAACUCACGCUUUCAGGGAUGUAAGAAAUUAAAUGUUCUGCUGACGAAAGCGAGGCUUAGUAACGUCAAAGAAUAUUGAGGAGGGACGUUUACGACUAAAUAUCGCCAUUCCUAUAUUUGCGGUAACACGUUAAUAAAUAUUUCUGUUGCAACAAAAGAAACCGAGGCGACCAUAUCUGUUGACCGAUGCAGAUCUGUAUAUUUGAUUAUCGACUGUUGGUAUGAAUGAUUCUACUUUAACUGCUAUCUCCAAAUACACUUUAGCAUCAGUUGACCAAAUUUAAGGAAUUCGUGUGCGAUACUUUAAGUCAAACAGAAGAUCUAACAUGAAUACUUUAAGAAAUGAUAUUUAUGGUGAAUAUUGGGUACAGACAUUUCUUUAGUUUUGUGCUUCAAAGGUUUUGUGCAAUAACCUACGAGCUCUUAUUCUCCAGAGCAUAAAGGUAUUACAGAGCGUUUGACUGGGACAAUCACAGCAUUGAAUCGAUCAGUGAUGACGAUGUCUUGGCUGCUAUAUAAGCAGACAGAAACGCAAUAAAUUUCACCUAAAGUUCACAUUCUGGUGUUAAAUAUAUAGUUCAAGAAAAUCAACGAAGGCAAUGUUCAUUUUCUACCUGGAAGGUUUAUCUGCGAUUACUUUAAGAAGAUUUCAACCAAUUUGGGAUGGAGAAAUGCAAACGCAUUUACACCUGUCGAACCGUCAAAAAAAUUUUUAGGUUUCUCAGACGAUGAAAAGAUUUAGUAAAAGUCUCUUUUGCUAAAUCUCCCUCGGUUUACAGGACUUUUAACCACAAAUAUCCCUGCGUUUACUUACAAUAAAGUUGCUUCUUAUUUUUAUCUCAAAUAGUUUACCAAUGUACUAUAUAAUAUCACAGAGAUUGGCAUUAUGACUGAUUGUUGACAAUACCAUUGAAUGAAAGUAAUAUCCGAUCAAUUUCGAAGGAAUUUCCUAUCUGUCUCUUGAGUAACAUUUUACUGCCCGAAAUUAAGAUUAGCCUUUUUGAAAAAAAUAAAUACAUUACCUUUUAAUGCAUUGAAUAAUAUACCAAAAAGCUGAGCCUAUACUAUUAUGUUAUUCGUACGUAUUCUAAUCUUGUGUGCAAUGAAUUACUUUCAGCUCACUUCCACAUGUUUGAAUAUUUUCAUCCCUUAUCCCUAAAUGUAAUACUUUUACAUAAUUUUUAGAAUCGCAGUUGAAAGAAUGGAAGUAUUUUGAUCAAUCAAUAAAGCA
Molecule: messenger RNA, 6623 nt
Organism: Xenia sp. Carnegie-2017
Lineage: Eukaryota; Metazoa; Cnidaria; Anthozoa; Malacalcyonacea; Xeniidae
Product: serine/threonine-protein kinase/endoribonuclease IRE2-like
Exons: 13
Coding region: 3084-5267 (727 amino acids)
Biological process (GO): IRE1-mediated unfolded protein response; mRNA processing; intrinsic apoptotic signaling pathway in response to endoplasmic reticulum stress
Cellular component (GO): IRE1-TRAF2-ASK1 complex
Molecular function (GO): protein serine/threonine kinase activity; ATP binding; RNA endonuclease activity
Source: RefSeq, a predicted model, not a curated record